Molecule: messenger RNA, 6888 nt
Organism: Caenorhabditis angaria
Lineage: Eukaryota; Metazoa; Nematoda; Chromadorea; Rhabditida; Rhabditidae
Source: the annotation of a GenBank genome assembly
AUGUUAUCUCGACUUGUUCAAAACACGUCCGGAAAAGCGAAUCUUGUAUUUUCGGCCAGAAAUGUGUCGAUGACAAAACCGGCUAUGACUUGUGAGUUUUUGCGGGGAAGAUUUUUGAAAUCGUGGCUAAAAUCAUCCUGAAAUCGCGAUUUUUGUGAAUAAAAAAGGUGGAAAUCGUCUCCAAUACCGAUUUUUUCUGGUUCCAAAAAUGAAAAAUUCACAACGAAACUGUUUCGAAAUUUUUGAUGAAAAAUAUGUUUUCUAAUAGUUUUCGAUCCGCUGAUCACAAUUCCGUUGUCAAAAACUUCAAUAGUUGGAAAAUUUGGACUUUAGGAGGUUAAAACUAGCAUUGAAAAUUACCUAUGUUAUUCACUCUCCUGAACAACCCUGUGCUAGUUCUAAUCUCCUAAAGUUGCAAUUUUUGGGAAGUUUCCAACUUUCCUACUUCACAACUCAUGUUAGAUGUUGAGCUUUGCAGUUUAUGACAACGGAAUUGUGAUCAGCGGGUCGAAAACUAUCAGAAAACAUAUAUUUCAUUACAAAUCUCGUUGUGAAAUCUAACGAAUUUUCCAUUUUUGGAACCAGAAAAAUCGGUAUUGGAGACGAUUUCCACCUAUUUUAUUCACAAAAAUCGCGAUUUCGAGUUGAAACAGUUCUCUUGUCAAUUUUCAUCUGAAAGUUAUGAUUUUCAGCCACUCUUCGUGUCGAAAAACAAGGAGAUGUUGCUGUUAUCAAAAUCGAUUUACCAAAUGCAAAAGAAAAUGUGUUGAAUAAGGCAUUGUCAGCUGAUAUGCAAUCGACUUUCGAGAAGGUAGGGAAAUGGGAUUUUGGGCUGAAAAUGACUGAAAAUUUGGGUUUUUAGCUAAAAUGUGAUGAUUUUUGGUCAAAAUUGACCUAAAAUCUUGAAAAAAUGAUUGAUUCUCCAGAAAAUCCUGAAAUUCACCUAAUUUUCCAUAAAAAAUAUCAUUUUCAACUUAAAAAUUCUUGAAAAAUGAAUAACUUCCCUCCCAAAACCCCGUCAAGAAGUUUUUUGUUUAAAAAUUAAAGAAUUUGAUAGAAGAUCUGAUUUUCAGCGUAAAAAUUCACUGAAAAUCCUGAAAUUUAUCAAAGUUACCAUAAAAACAUCCUUCUCAACUCAAAAAUUGACCAAAAAUGAUUGAAUUUUCUCCCAAAACCUCUUUCAGACGUUUUUAGCUGAAAAUCUGCUGGAAUUGGUAUUUUUCAUUGAAAAUUUUAAUUUUUCUGGUCAAAUUUGAGCUGAAAUUUAUCAAAACUGUAUUUUCAGUCCAAAAAUUUCAAAGUUAUUGAAAAAUCUAAUAAUUCCAUGGAAAAUUUGAUUUUCAAAGUAAAAAUCUUGAAAUUGUCAUUUCCUUGACUGAAACAUUGCAAAAUCUGAAAAUCACUAGAAUCCCUCCGGAAUCUUGUGAUUUUCAGACAAUUUUUCAGAUUUGGAUUUGGCUGGGAUGCGGAAGCUAUGCCCAAAUUUUGAAUACGAAAUUCUGCAAUUAAAAAAGUUUGAGUCGAAAAGUAGCUGAAAAUUCUCAAAGUUCCAUUUUCAGCUCCAAUCUGAUGACUCAGUCAAGUCAAUCGUUGUAAUGUCUGGAAAACCAAAUAGUUUUGUAGCCGGAGCAGAUAUUCAAAUGCUCAAAGCUGAAAAAUCAGCAGGAGCAGUUGAAGAACUCGCCAAAAAUGGACAAGAGCAAUUCUUGAAAAUUGAGAAAUCGCAAAAACCAAUAGUUGCCGCAAUAAUGGGAAGUUGUAUGGGAGGAGGAUUGGAAUUGGCAUUGGCUUGUCAUUAUCGAAUUGCUGUCAAUGAUAAGAAGACACAAUUGGCGUUGCCUGAAGUGAUGUUGGGAUUGUUGCCGGGAGCUGGAGGAACUCAACGAUUGCCCAAGUUGGCCAGUGUUCAGAAUGUGUUGGAUUUGGCAUUGACUGGUAUGGGAGUUUGAUGCGAUGCGAAAAUUUCGAUUUUCUAGCUUAAAAUUGUUGAAAUAUGGCUAAUUUUGACCUGUAAACCUUCAAAAUCGAGAAUUUCGGGUCUAAAUUUGAUAAAAAUGAUGGACAACGCGAUUUUCUAUCCUAAAAUUCAUUAAAAAUGACCGAUUUUGACCCAGAAACCUAGAAAAUGCAAAAUGCAUGAAAAAUGGUCGAGUUUGAACUGGAAACUUGAUUUUCAGCUGAAAUUUGAUGGAAAACGUAAUUUUCUAGCUUCGGAUCGAUUUUUCGAUCCAAAAAUCAUGAAACAUGGUCAAUUUUUAUUGAAGCAUUGCUCAUAUUAAAAGCUAACUUUUAACAUGAGCAAUCCUUGGAAAAAAAUUCUUUGAAAUUGUCAUUUCCUUUCCUGCCGACGAUUUUCAAAAAAAAAAAAACGAAAAAAAAAGUUUUGCCGGGGACGGGAUUUGAACCCGCGGUUGAUUACUCAAUGAAGACGGGUCUCUUCACGCCUUAACCACUCGGCCACCCCGGCACAGUUUCUGAAAAAUGCAAAUCUUUUAUUUAGCCUAACUUCCGAUCAUGUUUUGAAUGGAAAAACAAUUCUGACAUAUUUACUUAUGACGUGUCAUUUUCGUGCUGAAAAUUUGAUUGAAAAUCGCAUUUUUGACCUGGAAAUGGUGAAAUUUGCGAUUUCCAGACAAAUUUUCAGAGCGAAAAUGGCUGGGAUGCGGAAGCUAUGCCCAAAUUUUGAAUUUUUAGUCAGAAACUUGGGUUUUUAGUUGAAAAAUCUGGUUUUUUAGUCUAGAAGAUGGAGAUUUGGAUUUCUAGGGCAGCUGAUCAAAAAUUAGCUGAAAAUCUGAAGUUUUACAUCAAAACCUGUAGUUUUCUUCGAUUUUCUCCAAAUUUCAGAUAAAUAUUGGUUUUUUGAAUUUUUACAUUUGAAAAUUGGGCCACGAAAAUCACGAUGACCUAGGAAAUUUUAAAUUUGGUUCUCAAGGCAGUCAGGACCAUUUUCUUCUGGUUUCAGUGAAUUACGGUAAAAAUUUGAGAUUUCUCGAUUCUGAUGACCUAAAAAUGAAAAACUUCAAGCCAAACUUUCAGCAAAAAAUUUGAAUUUCCCACACAAAAAAACGUUUUUUUCCAGGCAAAAAAAUCAAAGCUGAUAAAGCGAAAAAAGUUGGAAUAGUGGAUCGUGUAAUUCAACCGUUAGGUGAUGGAUUAGAACCGGCUGCUCAAAGUACCCAUAAAUAUUUGGAAAAAGUUGCAAUUGACACGGCACGUGAUUUAUCAAGUGGAAAGCUGAAAAUCAAUCGAGAAAAGGGAUUUGUUGAAAAAGCGACACAUGCAAUUAUGACAAAUCGACUGUUUUUGGAUAAUGUUGUGCUGAAAAUGGCGAAGGAUAAAUUGAUGAAAAUGACUGCUGGAAACUAUCCAGCACCGCUGAAAAUCCUGGAUGUUGUGAGAACUGCAUAUACUGAUCCGAAGAAUGGAUUUGAGGCGGAGAGAAAAGCGUUUGGAGAAUUGUCGCAAAGUUUUCAAUCAAAAGCUUUGAUUGGAUUGUUUGAUGGAAGUACUGAUGCGAAAAAGAAUAAAUAUGGAAAUGGAUUGCCGGUCAAAGAAAUUGGUGUAGUUGGAGCUGGUUUAAUGGGAGCUGGUGUUGCUAAUGUUACGAUUGAUAAGGGAGUUAAGACGGUUCUUUUGGAUGCAAAUCAGGCGGUGAGUUUGAGGGUUUGGGGAGUUCUAGAUGGAAAAUUUUGAUUUUUAGGGGUUUUUUGACUAAGAGCUUUUGCUUCCCAAGAUUGUUAAUUUUCAUGAAAAUUUAGAUUUCUAACCCAAAAAAUAGGAUUUUUCGCUAUUUUUUGAUCGGGAACUGUGAAAAUUGGGAUUUCUGAGGAUUUUUGACACCAAGAUUGAUGAAUUUCAUGAUUUCUAACCCUAAUAUGGGGAUUUUUGACUGGAAAAAAUGAUUUUUCAUAUUUUUCAUCCCAAAAUUGAUAAUGUUCAUUGUUUUUCAUCCCAAAAUUGAUAAUGUUCAUUGUUUUUUAUCCCAAAAUUGAAAAUGUUCAUGAAAUUCGGAUUUUCGACCCCAAGCUUGAUGAAUUUCAUGAUUUUCAACCUAAGAUUGUUAAUUCUUAUGAGAAUUUAGACUUCUAACCAAAAAAUAGGAUUUUUCGCUAUUUUUUGAUUAGGAACUGUGAAAAUUGGGAUUUCUGAGGGUUUUUUGACCCUGAAAUUGGAAAAUUUCAUGAUUUUUGAGCCCUAAUAUUGAAUUUUGCACAAUUUUAUACCUGGGAACGUGAAAAUUCGGAUUUUUGACUACGAAAUUGAAUUUUUCAUAUUUUUAUCCUGAAAAUCUGAAUUUUUGACUGGAAAUUCAUCAUUUUCAGAUAUUUUUUAUGCUGAAAUUGAAUUUUUGGGUCAAAAUUCCCUCCUCAAUUUAUCCUAACUCCUCUCUAUUUUUCCAGGGUCUCGAACGAGGACAAAAUCAAAUUUUGACUCACUUAAAUGGACAAGUUCGUAGAAAGCGCAUCAAUAAGUUGGAAAAAGAACGAAUUUACAAUAAUUUGACACCAUCCGUUGAUUAUUCGGCGUUGAAAAAUGCUGAUGUUGUAAUUGAAGCUGUUUUUGAAGAUUUGCCAUUGAAACAUCGUGUUAUUAAACAAAUUGAAAGUGUUGUUGGACCGGUGAGUGUUUUGGAUCCUGUUUUUCACUGAAAAUCUGAAAUUUUUGACUAAUUUUGAAAAAAUACCUCAAAAAUAUGAUUUUUUUUUCAAACCAAAAACAAAAUUAUCCCAAAAACGGUGAGAAUAUGGUUUUGUGCCAAAAUUUCAUCAAAAGUUAGCCUAACUAACUUUCAUGAAGUUGGAAAGGUUCAAAAUUGAUACAAAUUGAUUUUUUAAACACCCAUACUGAAGAAAAAUGCUAAAAAAUUAUCUGAAGUUAGGCUAAAUCAGCAAUUUUCAUCCAGAAGCUGAUAUUUCUGGGGAAUUUUCAUAUAAAAACCAUGAAACCAUUAUUCAUCAUUGAAAUCUAGUGUCACCCGGGAAUUUUAUAUAAAAAAUUAUCUGAAGUUAGGCUAACUUAUCUCUGACUCAUCCCCAAUUUACCCUAACUCAAUGUCUCGUUUUUCCAGCACACCAUUAUCGCCUCCAACACUUCUGCUCUUCCAAUCAAAGAUAUUGCCGCAGCUUCAUCUCGACCUGAUAAAGUCAUUGGAAUGCACUAUUUUUCGCCUGUCGAAAAAAUGCAAUUGUUGGAAAUCAUCACGCAUGAAGGAACAUCGAAAGAAACAUUGGCAACUGCUGCACAAUUGGGAUUGAAACAGGGAAAAUUGGUGGUUGUUGUCAAGGUGAGCUCUUCUAGAACAAGAAAUAUCGAUUUUCCAAGUUGAUUGGUGAAAAAUGGUGGAUUUUGAGCCAAAAAUCGUGCAAUUUGAAUGUUUUUAGCCCGGGGAACUUGAAAAAGGCGAAAUUUGAAAUUAAAAAAAGUGAUUCUAAGCUCAGUCGAAAAUGCAACGAAAAACGAGUAAAAAUGCAAAUGCGCUCUAUUGAACUAUUGAUUUUUCCUUUGGAAAAUUCGAGUUUUCUCUCAAAAUUGGAGAAAAUGCAAAUGCGCUCUAUUGGACUAUUGAUUUUUCCUUGGAAAAUUCGAGUUUUCUCUCAAAAUUGGAGAAAAAUGCAAAUGUGCCCUAUUGAACUCUUUUUCUCUUUUGAAAAAAAUUCAAAUUUGCUUUAAAAGUUCAACUGCGCCCCACCGAAUUUUAAAAAUCUCAAAUAUAUUUUUUUCCAGGAUUGCCCCGGAUUCUUUGUUGUCCGAUGCCUUGGACCAAUGCAAGCCGAAGUUGUCAGAUUACUUCAAGAAGGUGUCGAUCCAGCCGAAGUCGACAAAUUGACAACAAAAUUCGGAUUCCCAGUCGGAGCCGCUACUUUGGCCGAUGAAGUUGGUUUGGAUGUCGCUGAACAUGUCGCACACUUUUUGGGAAAAGCACUUGGACCACGAGUUCAUGGAGGAUCUUUGGAAUUGUUGAGCGAGUUGGUGAAUGCUGGACAUAAGGGAAGAAAGACUGGAAAAGGUUGGAUUUGGAGGGGGGGGGUGAAAAAUUGAAAAAUUUUCAUAAAAACUUGAUCUUGGGCUGGAAAACUUGCAGAAAUUUAAAUUUUCAAAAAUUUUUGAAAUAAAAGUUGAUUUUGACCGAAAAAUCGGGUUUCCUUAGAUUUUUGGGUAAAAAUGAGAAUUUCUUGAUGCAUUUUGCGAAUUUUCAACCCAAAUCAUGCAUUUUUCACUUUUCAAAACCGAAAAUUAAAUUAACAUGAGCAAUCCCUAUAUUUUUCGAGUUUUGAUAAAUUUUUAUGUAUUUUUCGGUUCAAAAUAGGGAAAAUUUGAAUUUUCCAAAAUUCCAGGAAUCUUUGUUUAUGGCGAAGGAAAGAAGGGAAGUAAGAAGGUUAACGAUGAAGCUGUCAAAUUGUUGAACAAAUAUAAAAUUGUGGCGCCAGCUAAUUGGUGAGUGAUUUUUUAAUUGCUUCAAAAUUGAAAAAAAACACGAAUAUUUGCAGCACAUCUCCUGAAGAUCGUCAAAUUCGAAUUGUUUCCCGUUUCGUAAAUGAGGCACUUUUGUGCUUGGAAGAAGGUGUUUUGGCAUCACCAUCUGAUGGUGAUAUCGCAAGUGUAUUCGGAAUUGGUUUCCCACCAUUCUGGGGUGGACCAUUCAGAUUUGUUGAUUUAUAUGGAGCUGAUAAAUUGGUUAAAUCGAUGGAUAAAUUUGCGGCUGCCUAUAAACAAGAACAGGUUGGAUUAUUUUUUGAAUUUAUUUUCAGUGGGAAAAUCUGAUUUUCUGUUGUAAAAACAGAAUUUCAACGAGAAAAUAUCAAAUUUUUCUUAUUUUUUUUGCAGUUUACUCCAUGUCAAUUGCUCCAAGAUUAUGCCAAGAGCGGAAAGAAGUUCUACAAUAAUUAA